AUGGCUGGGAUUAUUUCCAGACUUCGUCGUCUCAACCAGAACAAUGUCGCAACUUUCCGCCGUGCACCCCUCACCGAGGUCUCGGGCUCUCUGGGCGAUCUUGGCACAUUACUACCUCUUAUGAUCGCCCUGGCUAUUCAAGGCUCUAUUCAGCUCAGCUCAACCCUUGUAUUUACAGGUAUCUUUAACAUCUUGACGGGUGCUUUUUUUGGCAUCCCUCUACCAGUACAGCCCAUGAAGGCCAUUGCAUCGGCAGCCAUUUCAGCGCGAAAAGAUGCACCCAUGGCCGUCGUUACCGCAGCUGGGCAAUGGGUUGGGGCUGCCGUCGGACUCAUGAGUGUCACUGGUCUGCUGCGCCUUUUCGUUCGAGCAAUCCCCAUUCCAGUGGUCAAGGGUGUGCAGUUGGGAGCUGGUCUUUCUCUCAUCAUGGGAGCCGGCACUUCUCUGUUGAAGCCUUUGCACUGGGCCUAUCCCAUUCUGGAUAAUCGCAUCUGGGCAAUCGUCGCAUUCCUUGUACUCAUCGGCACACAUCAGCUGCCUCGCUUCCCUUAUGCCCUGUUCUUCUUCUGCGUUGCACUCUUAUUUGCUGUUAUCCAGGUGUCCUUAGUUGGCCAGAGUCUUCCAUGGUUCCAUAUCUGGCAACCAACAUUCACUAUGCCAGCAUGGAUAGACAAACACAACUCACGUGCGUUGUGGAUGGCUAUCGGCCAGCUGCCGUUGACUACGCUAAACUCUAUUAUUGCCGUGUGUCAAUUAUCUGCUGAUCUUAUCCCGAAUGUCCCUGCACCAACGGUAACAUCAAUGGGCCUGAGUGUUGCUUUCAUGAACCUCACCGGCACUUGGUUCGGCGCCAUGCCGGUUUGUCACGGGGCCGGUGGGCUAGCAGCUCAACAUCGGUUCGGCGCUCGUAGCGGAGCUAGUGUAAUCAUACUAGGUCUUUUCAAACUCUUGAUAGGACUCGUCUUUGGCGAGACUUUGGUCGACCUUUUGCGACAUUACCCCAGUAGCCUUCUUGGCAUCAUGGUUUUCGCCGCUGGUCUUGAGCUGGCCAAGGUGGGAAAUAGUCUGAACAACGGUGCUCCCGAUCUCUGGGAGGCAUCCACUGGUGAAGACUCUGAAGUUCUCCGACGGAACCCUAUAUGGAAACAAAGGGACCUCUCAAACGACGAACGCAUGGAAAGAUGGAACGUCAUGCUGACGACGACUGCCGGCCUGAUUGCCUUCAAGAAUGACGCUGUAGGCUUUCUCGCAGGAAUGCUCUGCUAUUACGCAUACCGUCUUUCAGAUCGUUUUGCUCAGUGGCGAGAGUCACGUUCUAACUCAUUGAGAGAGAGAGUCCCUUUGCUACGAUGA
This is a messenger RNA of Clonostachys rhizophaga, 1353 nucleotides long. Lineage: Eukaryota; Fungi; Ascomycota; Sordariomycetes; Hypocreales; Bionectriaceae. The record is from the annotation of a GenBank genome assembly.